Clunio marinus is the source of this 273-nucleotide messenger RNA. Lineage: Eukaryota; Metazoa; Arthropoda; Insecta; Diptera; Chironomidae. The record is from the annotation of a GenBank genome assembly.
AUGAACGUACCAGGCAAUGUCAGAUUAAAAGAUUUAGCGAAGCAGUUUGUUGAGAGAAGCAAUCAAAAAUUUGUUGAAAAUUUAAACAACUGCAGAAUAUUCGGUCACAGUUUAGCAAAUCAGAUUGUACAAUCCAUGUUGACGUUGAGAACUUUUUGUCUGCACCACAAAAUAAAAAAUUCAGAUCAAAUAACGAAGAGAGUUACAAAUGUUAGUUUCAAGUUUUAUAUGAAGAGAAAAACUUUAAAUGAUCAUAGUAAUCGUAAAAUGUAA